GGCCACAUUUUGAUCGUCAACAGAAAACGUACUGUUGUGUUCAGGACCUAGCAACAGAGGACCUGGCGGUGAGGACAAAGGGGCUGGAAUGCGGUGACCCGUUGGAAGGCUGAGGAGGGCCUCGGAGUCGGGCGCCAGGCCCACUGCGUGGCUGAGCCGAGCCGCCCGGAGGACCGUCCAGGGCAUCUGCGCGCGUCCGCAGGGCUGCCCGGCCAGCUGGCUGCUGUCCAGAGACGCCUGCUCCGUCGGGAGACGUCCCUGGUUAGGGGCUCAGCCUUCUUUCUUGUGUCUGUUUCAUUUGUUUGUUGUCGGUUGCUGCUUGCGUGCGCCCUGACCGGCAGCCUCGCUGCAUCGGAGGGUGCUCUGGGCACCCAGCGACCUGCCCAGGGGGAAAGUCGCUACAUUUUGAGGCUCUCGGCGAACGUUGCCAAAGCACCCUUCACCUGCAGAGCCUGAGGGUCAAGUGUCCCCGUUCUCCAGUGUGACGCUUCCCUCCCAAACCUAGCACCCGCACCCCCGGGGGGCCGCCCUCGCUGUGCCCGCUGUUGGUCUGUCGUUCCCCUGGGCACGCGGCCACCAUGAGCCUGCUCGUCUACAGCCACAAAAACCAAGUAAUGAGUUUCGCCAUCACCACCGUGGGGUGGAUCUUCUCCAUGACAUCCAUGGGCCUGGCGGAGUGGCGGCUGUGGUACGUGGACAACAGCUCCGCCUUCCCCACCGGGCUGGCCACCGUGGGGAUGUGGAAAGUCUGCACGUACCACCACGCCAACUACUACAAGACCCACAUGAAGUGCCACCGUUACGCCUACAGCGACGCCUACCUGCCUCUCGAUGUCCGCGUGGCGCAGAACCUCCUGCUGGCCUCCAGCAUCCUGGGGCUCCUGGGGAAGGUGCUCAUCGUCCUGGGCCUGGGCAACGUGUACCUGGGGCACCUUCAGAAGAAUGCCACCUGGACCCUCUUCAUUGCCUCGGGCGCCCUCAACAUAACAGCCGGGGUGGCGCUGGCGGUCACGGUCAUCUGGAACUACCACGCGGUGAUGAGCAGGGAGGGCAUAGACUUCCCGGCCGCCUUCAACAUCCCCUUCAGGCCCGACCGCCAGGAGCCGGGCAGCGCCGUGCCGGUGGCCGUCCUGGCGGCCUUCAUGAUGGUGCUGAGCGGGCUGCUCUCCCUGUCCUACCAGCUGCCCCCCGACAGCCAGGUGUACCCGGAGGCCGCGGAGGCGUGAGGUUCCGAGGACGCCGCACGGUGGCGAAGGCCGUUUGGAGCAGAAAGUGGCCAUUUCCUCCUGUGUCCAAAUUUGGCUCGUUGUUUAACUUCCAUUAAAAAUAAAAACCCAAAAAGUUCAAUUGCCCCACCUGUCUUCCUGAGUCUGGAUUGUAAUUACUGUUGUGCAAAUCAUCGAUACUAUACACCUACUGUAUGCAAAUUAGACUUUCUGGGACUCUCACAUCUCCCUCUUCAACUUCCACUAAAAAUAACUAUUCCCUGUGGCAUGGUCGGAACAUCUGUCCAUCAUAUAAAAUUUCCCCAAAUGUGCAAACGUAGAAUAGUAUAAGGAAGCCCCCAUCUCCAUUACCACGCUCAGCAGUUGUCGCGAUUCUGCCAUAUUUGCUUUCCUU
Miniopterus natalensis is the source of this 1620-nucleotide messenger RNA. The record is from RefSeq and is a predicted model, not a curated record. Lineage: Eukaryota; Metazoa; Chordata; Mammalia; Chiroptera; Miniopteridae.